Messenger RNA from Myiozetetes cayanensis, 300 nucleotides. RefSeq names its product feather keratin Cos1-1/Cos1-3/Cos2-1-like. The transcript has a single exon. Lineage: Eukaryota; Metazoa; Chordata; Aves; Passeriformes; Tyrannidae. Gene Ontology annotation, molecular function: structural constituent of cytoskeleton. Gene Ontology annotation, cellular component: intermediate filament. The record is from RefSeq and is a predicted model, not a curated record. Bases 1 to 300 code for a protein of 99 amino acids.
AUGUCCUGCUACCAGCCCUGCAACCCUUGCUGCCAGCCCUGCGGGCCCACCCCGCUGGCCAACAGCUGCAAUGAGUGCUGUGUCAGGCAGUGCCAGAGCUCCACCGUCGUCAUUGAACCCUCCCCCGUGGUGGUGACCCUGCCCGGGCCCAUCCUCAGCUCCUUCCCACAGAACACCGCCGUGGGAUCCUCCACCUCCGCUGCCGUUGGCAGCAUCCUCAGCUGUGAUGGAGUGCCCAUCAACUCCGGGGGCUUUGACCUCUCCUGCAUCACCAACCGCUCCUGCGGCAGAAUCUGCUGA